Messenger RNA from Anoplopoma fimbria (sablefish), 1149 nucleotides. RefSeq lists its product as uncharacterized. Gene Ontology annotation, molecular function: S-adenosylmethionine-dependent methyltransferase activity. The transcript has 6 exons. The record is from RefSeq and is a predicted model, not a curated record. NCBI's taxonomy places the organism in Eukaryota, Metazoa, Chordata, Actinopteri, Perciformes, Anoplopomatidae. Bases 199 to 1017 code for a protein of 272 amino acids.
GCGUGAGAGUGCAGACAGAACAGCAGCAGAAAAAGAGGGAAUGCGAAAAGAGAGAGAAGGCGCAUGGAAGGUUAAAGAGGUUAAAAGAAAGGGAACAAAACAAAGGCAAAGAAGACGGGAACAACGAACAAAGGAAACUGUUUCGGAGCAGAGGUCAGAGAGGGCAAAAUUUGCAGCAGAACAGAAAGAGAAGACACCAUGACAUACCGGCUGUUUGAGGGGAAGGAUCAUGCCUCCACCUACCAAAAGUAUCGCUUUACACCUCCAGAUGAGGUCAAGAACAUCAUUCUUCAAUACCUCGAUAAAAAGAAGGGACAGCCUCAUCUGCUGGCAGUGGAUCUAGGAUGCGGGACAGGUCAGAACUCGAGGCUACUGGCACCGCACUUCCAGGAAGUGGUGGGCAUUGACAUCAGUGAGUGUCAACUGGAAGAGGCCAGGGCCGUGCCAGGGUUCUCUAACAUCACAUACAGGAAGGGGACGGCAGAGGAACUUCCUUUUCCAGACUGCUCUGUGGACUUGCUGACAGCAGCGUCUGCAGCUCACUGGUUUGAUCAUUCGAGGUUCCUGGUGGAGGCAGGUCGGGUUUUGAAACCCCGGGGUUGUGUGGCUCUGCUCGGCUUCAGCGACUCUAUCACCAGACUUCACUACCAUGACUGUGGAGGAAAACUCAAUCAGAUGUACGAAGAGGUAAAGCAGGUGCUGUUGCCAUACACUAGCAAUCGUGUAAUUGUAUCUGAGGGUAAGCUGGAAGAGCUCUACUCUGCCAUCCCUUUUCCGGACAAAGAGAGGAUUGAGAGCAUUCAGGUGAAGUCGUCAAUCUCAGUGAGGAACUUGGUUGGUUUUAUUGAGACCUGGUCCAUGUUCCAAGGUUACAAGAAGAAAGAUCCCAAGGCUGCUGACGAACUGCUGCUUAAAACUCAGAAGAGGUUUCUGGAGGAGAUGGGAGUCAUGUCUCCUGACACUGAAAUAGAGCAGGAAAUGGAAUAUUUCUGCGUCCUGGCAUCAAAACCAGGAUAAUCAACAACAUGCCAUUGGGUGUGUGUUUUUAGAGAGUUUUUGGGUCUUAUAUGAACUUGAAAACUGUCCAAUUAUUGAUGCAUGGAGGAGUGUGUUGUGGACAUUUCUAAAUAAACUUUGUUUUCUGAGUAG